Molecule: messenger RNA, 590 nt
Organism: Photinus pyralis (common eastern firefly)
Lineage: Eukaryota; Metazoa; Arthropoda; Insecta; Coleoptera; Lampyridae
Exons: 2
Coding region: 175-564 (129 amino acids)
Source: RefSeq, a predicted model, not a curated record
UUGGUUUGUUAAAUUUCUACGGAUCAAUUUCGCCAAAUGCCUUGAUUUCACUAGAGUUCGCUGUCACAUUGUUUGAAAUUUAUGGCACUGAAGAUAUAACAAAAACAAGAUGUUUUCGACGAAAACUUUUGUAUAUAAAGGCAAAAAUGUUCUCAAAAUUUAGUACCUACAGAAAUGAACUACUUGGUAUUCAUCUUGUCUUUCGUGGCGUUCCAGGUGAUUGGCAGCUCAGCUGCGAGUAACGCGGUGAAAUUAAAAAAAACAAUCGACUGCAUCAACGAAAAAAUGGCCAAUCUUACCGCCCCUGAACAAGUGGCGUUUGCAGUGUUUAUGAAGAGUGUACAUAGUCUACUGAAGCCACUGCAUCUGCAAGACGAUCUUAUGCACUGCUUAGAGGACUUGGGCGACCCACCGGUGGCCCUUGAGGCUGUACAUACAGCGGAGUGUAUUGGGAAUAUCAUAGUGGAUCUGGCGACGCCGACUCAGGAUUUGCUAUACGGAAGCAUGAAUGGACUCAUGAAACUGUACAUGAAAAAUGUUCCUAGCUUGAAACACUGUUCCUAGCCCUUAAUUAUAGUAUAAAACGUUGC